Clonostachys rhizophaga is the source of this 492-nucleotide messenger RNA. NCBI's taxonomy places the organism in Eukaryota, Fungi, Ascomycota, Sordariomycetes, Hypocreales, Bionectriaceae. The record is from the annotation of a GenBank genome assembly.
AUGAACAACCUGCCGGUCAAGCAACAGGUCAGAGACAUACCGGCCGCCCAUCUGUCAGCACGAAUGACCCUCCGGCUGGGCGUGGCCAACAUCAACACCAAUUCUUGGGCCCCAGCUGGAACCAAGUCCAUCUACCUGCGAUUAUAUACACAUCAAGAUCUCGCGUAUACCAAUGUUGAAGACUUUGCUCUGUAUGCUGGGCAGAGCAUCCAGGUCCAAGCAGGGGAUUAUCGGCACAAGGAAAAGAUACAGACCGGAGAUUCACAUUAUCAUCCACACUACAGCCAGGCCAAGAUCUCGCUACCGGCAAAUCGGCAUAUGAUCCCAAUCAUUAUAUUUGAUGAAGCAACAUCUGGUGCACUUAUCAAUAUGCUCGAAGAAACGGCCAUUGCGGCAUUCAAUUGUGUUCAUGACGUCCAAAAGUUGAAUCGAAUCAGAAGUGCGAUUGCCAACGAGGCUCGCCAAGCAUCCUCAUGGCAAAAGCUAGAAUGA